AUGAGUCAACCCACGACUUCCGUUCAGGUCGCCGCAGAGAGUGAAGGUAAAUUAUUUUCUGAAAAAAAAUGCCUUUUUUCAGGUCUUGAAAAGAAAUUGUUCUUCCGGAAGCACGUGUCUUUCCUUGCGCGACACUUGAAAGUUUUCCCGGAGGCUUAUAACACUCUUGAUACUAACCGGUAUGCAUUUUCAUUUUUACUUUUAUCAAAAUGUAAAACUUUGCGCAAAAAAACAGUUCAGUUAUGAAAAACCUGAAAAUUUAACUUCAUUGCAAGAACAUUUUUACAGAACAUAAGAAAGUCUUUUUAGAAUUUUUGAAUAAAAAGAAAAUGGUUUAAAAUUGAUGAAAUUUCACUUUUUCCUCGUCAAAGUACCGUACAAUUGUUCCUUUUCUUCAAGUUGUUAUCGUUGGCCUUCUGAGAGUCUCCAAAUCAGUUUUUACCUGCAGAAAAUUUUGUUUGACGUCAGUUUCGCCUUGUUACGUUCUUCUCGAAAAAAGAAAAAGGAAAAUAAACCGAAAGUGAUUAAAGAGUGAUAAAUUCGAAGAAGAUCAUCAUCUACUUUAACAUAAUUUAAAUAUUAAGAAAUAAAAUAAUUUAAAGAAUUUUCAAAUUUUUUUUUUCAGAAGAAAUCAUAAAACGAAGGAUUUUUCAAUAACCGAAAACAACCGACUUUGCAUAUUUCAUAAUUUAGAAAAUGUUAGAAUCGACAUAUAUGUUUUUUUUUCAGCAUCACAUUAUUGUUCUUCGCCCUAUCAUCCCUCGACGUAAUCGGAGAACUCGACGAGUUGAUCGAUUCGAAUCGCCGGAAAGAGUACAUCAAGUGGAUCUAUAACCUGCAGAUUUCCACUGGUAACUGA
This is a messenger RNA of Caenorhabditis auriculariae, 859 nucleotides long. The record is from the annotation of a GenBank genome assembly. NCBI's taxonomy places the organism in Eukaryota, Metazoa, Nematoda, Chromadorea, Rhabditida, Rhabditidae.